UGAGAUCACAAACCUUAUCAUGCGAUGGACAGUGGUGGUGCUAUGCGUGCUGGCGGCGCGGGGCGGGGGGGCGGCGCGGGGAGGGGAGCGGGCGCCCAACAUGUUCGACGCGUGGACGGAGCUGUUCCGCGCGCGGCCGCGGGACCCGCGCGAGGGCUUCGUGCCCGACCACCGGCCGCACCACAAGGAGCAGUUCGACUUCAUCGUGGUGGGCGCCGGCUCCGCGGGCAGCGUGCUCGCCAACAGACUCUCCGAGGUGCCCGACUGGAAGGUCCUGUUGCUGGAAGCCGGCGGGAACGAAAACUUCUUCUCUGAUAUACCCAUUUUCGCCCCCUUCCUCUCCCUCACCUCCAUGAACUGGGGGUACAACUCCGACCCGCAAGAGAAGGCGUGCAAGGAUCUGCGAGGCAACGUCUGCUUCAUGCCGCGCGGCAAGGUGCUCGGCGGCAGCAGCGUCUUGAACUUCCUGAUCUACCAGCGCGGCCAUCCGGACGACUACAACGACUGGGCCAGGAUGGGCAACGACGGCUGGAACUAUUCGGAAGUUCUGCCGUAUUUUAAAAAGUCCGAAAAUAUGAUGAUUCCCGAACUGAGAAACUCUUCUUACCACGGAGUGGGUGGAUAUUUAGACAUCGACUACUCCCCGUACCGGUCCCCGCUGGAGCGGCUGUUCCGCGAGGCGGGCGAGGAGCUGGGCCACGCGUGGCGCGACCCCAACGGCGAGCACGUGCUGGGGUUCUCCAAGCCGCAGGCCACCAUGCGCCGCGGCCGCCGCUGCAGCACCUCCAAGGCCUUCCUGGAACCUGUCAGGUUUCGGGAAAACUUGAAGGUUUCGAAGCAUUCCACUGUUUUGAGGAUUCUGAUAGACCCGACUAGUAAAGCCGCCUAUGGUGUGGAGUUCAUGAAGGAUAAGAAAAGGUACGAGGUGAUAGCGCGUCGCGAGGUGGUCCUCUCAGCCGGCACCAUCGGCUCGGCGCAGCUGCUGCUGGUGUCGGGCGUGGGCCCGGCGGGGGACCUGCGGGCGCGGGGGGUGCCCCCCGUGCAGGACCUGCCUGUGGGGCACAACCUGCAGGACCAUGUCACCUUCUCCGGCAACGCGUUCAUUGUGAAUGACUCCAGCUUGUGUGUCAAUGAUGCGACAGCGGCGUCCCCCGCGGCGGCGGCGGCAUACCUGGCGGGGCGCGGGCCGCUGACGCUGCCGGGCGGCGCGGCGGGGCUGGCCUUCCUGCGCACCUCACUAGCCGCUGACGACCCCGCGCCCGGCCGCCCCGACAUGGAGCUCGUCAUGGGAGCCGGCUCCCUCGCGGGGGAUAUGCUGGGGAUACUGCGCUCUUUGCUUGGUGUGACAGACUCGUGGUUCUGGCAGGUGUACGGCUCGCUGCCCCCCCGCGUGCGGCUCAGCACGUUCGCGAUGAACCCCGUGCUGAUCCGCCCGCGCAGCGUGGGCCGGCUCACGCUGCGCAGCGCCCGCGUGCAAGACCCGCCGCACAUACAGCCCAACUACUUCCACGACCCCCGGGACUUGCAGGCGCUGAGGGAGGGCGUGAGAAUGGUGCAGCGCGUGAUAUCGACGCGCGGGUUCCAGCGCUACGGCGCGCGGCUGCACGCGACGCCGUUCCCGGGCUGCGAGCGCCUGCGCUUCGACUCCGACCCGUACUGGGACUGCGCCAUCAUGCAGACCAGCAUCACGCUCGACCACCAGGUGGGCACCUGCAAGAUGGGUCCGUCCGGCGACCCCACGGCGGUGGUGUCCCCGCGGCUGGCGGUGCACGGCGUGCGCGGGCUGCGCGUGGCCGACGCCUCCGUCAUGCCGCGCAUCCCCGCCGCCCACACGCACGCGCCCGUCGUCAUGAUCGCGGAAAAAGCCGCUGAUAUGAUCAAACAAGACUGGGGGCGAUGACAUUAGCAGGGUGUGCCGUAGGGAACACUUCUGUCAAUGAUGGGAAGGCCGCCGACAUCAGACAAGACUAGGGGAGAUGACCCAGGUGUUUAGGGAAAAACUUAUGUCAAUGACUAAACCAAAGAGGCGAGGUCGGAAUGCUCUGUGUGUUGUUUGAGGUUACUAAAGCGAUACAGUUCAAGAUUCAGUUGCUGAUGCACUGGAUACGCAGGCUAAGGCCACAGCUAAAGCUAAUAUUUAUUUUGAGCUUUUAGAGCUUCAGUAAUACAGUGGCCACCACAUGUUUUCCAGAAACUACUGUUCCACUGUAAGUAUUUUGUGAGAAUUGAUAAUGAUGAUGUGAUGU
Molecule: messenger RNA, 2246 nt
Organism: Plutella xylostella (diamondback moth)
Lineage: Eukaryota; Metazoa; Arthropoda; Insecta; Lepidoptera; Plutellidae
Product: glucose dehydrogenase [FAD, quinone]
Molecular function (GO): flavin adenine dinucleotide binding; oxidoreductase activity, acting on CH-OH group of donors
Source: RefSeq, a predicted model, not a curated record